This is a messenger RNA of Sphaeroforma arctica JP610, 224 nucleotides long. RefSeq lists its product as hypothetical. The record is from RefSeq and is a predicted model, not a curated record. NCBI's taxonomy places the organism in Eukaryota, Ichthyosporea, Ichthyophonida. The annotation marks the transcript as partial. The transcript is spliced from 2 exons.
UGUACUGUGAUAAUGCGCAUACUCUGCGCAAUAGCCUGACGGCUGAGAAGUAUCUCGGGGCGCUGGUGCGGCUGAUGAAGAAAAACUCUGACCGCGAGAAGGAUUCUAAGAUUGUUGCCAUGGCAACCCAAGCGACGGGCAACACGCUCCAGGUGUUCAAAGAAUGCGAUUCACCCUACUUCGAUCCUCUGCUGAAGUUGGUGAAGACUAGAACCAAACUGUAA